AAUGUUUUCGCAAAUUGUUUGAACUUUUGCACCGAGUUUUGGAUUUUUAAAGAAUUCAUGGGCGUUUAGAACACCAGAGAGCAUGUUUAGCUGAUGUGCGAAAAAGAAAGGAAAGUAGAGAUGACGAUAACUACUCAUAAGAAUCGGAGGAUUCAGUACCUGGCGGCCUUUUCGGUGUCUCUGGCUUCUUUGACGCUGGGCAUCUCAUCCGCUUGGCCCACGCCGGUGCUACCAAAGCUAAAGACAGGCGGUUUUGAAAUCAGCGAUGCCGAAAUAGGCUGGAUGAUGGCGAUGUCGUCACCAGGUUUCAUAGUGGGCAGCCUGGUCACUCGGUUCUUCGCCGACAGGUUCGGUCGGCGAGCAUCAGUCCUGAUCAGCGCGUGCCCCAUCGCCGUCGGCACGUUAGUGGUAGCGUUCGCUCUUAAGGCUUGGCUGCUCUACUUGACCAGGUUUCUAUGGGGAGCAGGAACAGGGAUGGUUAGCACAUUGGUGCCAAUGUAUAUAGGAGAAAUAUCAGACUCUGAAGUGAGAGCCACGCUGUCGCUGUUCACGCGCGUGAUGUUCAACUUGGGUAGCCUCCUGGUCAUGAGCGUUGGUAUGUUCGUCUCCUACGAAUGCCUCAACUACAUGCUGUUGGUUUUGCCCGGGGCAUACUUCGUGGCUUGCCUCUGGAUACCAGAGUCACCUUAUUAUCUGUUGAAGAGAGGAAGAGUGGGGGAGGCGAGAACAGCGUUGAUGAGACUUCGACAACGGAAGGAUGAGGAGUUGGAAGACAAGCUGGCUCGGUUGCAGGCCGAUGUUCGCAAUGAAACUCGCCGCUCCGGCUCGCUAAAGGAACUGAUGAUUGGUCGACAGUAUCGGAAAGCUGUGAUCAUUGCUGCAGGUUUGAAAGUGACUCAAAUAAUGACGGGUUCUAUGGCGGUACAACAGUACUUAAGCACAAUUCUUGAAGAGAGUAAGAUCACCAUGCAGAUGUCCACGGCCGUUAUUGUAUUUGGUGCUGUUCGGUUUGUUGUUGGUAUAAUGAGCUCCAUACUAGUGGACAGAGUUGGCCGUCGCCCCCUGCUUAUUUACUCUCUAUUAGGCACUGGUGUAUCCUUAGCUGCGGUUAGCACAUAUUUCUUCCUAAAAGAUAUCCUCGAACUAAGCCAAGAAUCUCUAAGCCCUUAUGCUUUUAUUCCUUUUGCCGGCAUAAUCAGCUCCACAGUUCUUUCAACGUUAGGCUAUAACUCUAUUAUAUUUGUCAUCCCAGCCGAAAUUUUUCCUUUAAAUGUUAAAGCUGUAGCCUUGUCUUCACUUAGCAUAUUUGGAGGUGUGUGUGGGUUCACCGUAGCCAAGGGAUUUCAGGUGUUGCAGAAUCUGGCAGGGUUCUGCGCUGUAUUCUGGGUAUUUGCAGGCGUAGCCUUUGCUGGAGUAAUAUUUACCAUGUUAUAUGUACCUGAGACAAAAGGGAAAAGUCUAAAAGAUAUACAGGUUCUCCUGCAGGGAGACUUGUACUAUGAUGAUGGGUCAAAGUUGAAUGAAGUUAAAAAUGCUAAAAAUAAUGAAUGUGAGAAUGAGUUGCAAGAGAUAAGUCUGAAGGAUGUUAAGUGUUAAUAGUUUAAU
Cydia amplana is the source of this 1605-nucleotide messenger RNA. RefSeq names its product facilitated trehalose transporter Tret1-like. The coding region runs from base 94 to 1596 and encodes 500 amino acids. NCBI's taxonomy places the organism in Eukaryota, Metazoa, Arthropoda, Insecta, Lepidoptera, Tortricidae. Gene Ontology annotation, cellular component: membrane. The record is from RefSeq and is a predicted model, not a curated record. The transcript is spliced from 9 exons. Gene Ontology annotation, molecular function: transmembrane transporter activity. Gene Ontology annotation, biological process: transmembrane transport.